Molecule: messenger RNA, 2133 nt
Organism: Guyanagaster necrorhizus
Lineage: Eukaryota; Fungi; Basidiomycota; Agaricomycetes; Agaricales; Physalacriaceae
Product: PARP-domain-containing protein
Exons: 14
Coding region: 33-1883 (616 amino acids)
Biological process (GO): double-strand break repair; protein poly-ADP-ribosylation
Cellular component (GO): nucleolus
Molecular function (GO): NAD+ poly-ADP-ribosyltransferase activity
Source: RefSeq, a predicted model, not a curated record
GAUGCCUUUACCUCUUACCUCCCUCCAUCACCAUGCCUCCUCGCAAGAAAGUUGUUGCUGACGGUACUGCUCCUGCUUCGACACGCUCCAGUAUGCGUAUCCAGGCCAAUAGCAAAGACGACGCAGCAGUACCAGCCAAGCCUGCGUCCAAAGCCAAAACCAAACGUGCGCAUAGCCCUGUGGACGAGGAGAACGAGGAGGAUGCCCCACCUGCAAAGAAACCUGCCAGUAAAAAAGCGAAAAAGGCAAAACAGGAUGAUGAUGACGAGACUGUUGCGGAUGCUGAGCCUGAGAAGAUCGUUACGGUACUGAAAAGGGGUGCAGCUCCUGUUGAUCCCCAGUCGGGGAGAGUUCAUUCGCAUCAAGUAUAUGCAAAUGAUGAGGGUGUGUGGGACGCCAUGCUCAACCAGACUAAUAUCAGUGGUGGUUCUAACAAGAACAAGUUCUAUGUUCUCCAGUUGCUGCACCCUAUAAGCUCCAAUUCUUCCUGCGUGCUGUACACUCGUUGGGGACGCGUGGGAGAGAACGGCCAAUCCCAAUGUAAAGGUCCCUUUCCUCCUGCAACGGCCGUCCAUGAGUUCAAGAAACAAUUCAAGUCCAAAGCCGGCGUCGCCUGGGAAGCCCGAGUCGGCAUGCUUCCUAAGAGAGGGAAAUAUAUCUGGCUGGAACGCGACUUUGCUGAAGACGACGAGAAUAAAGAAGACGAGAAGGGUGGGAGUAGCAAGGUUCCUGCGGAGAAGGAAAACCAACCUAUUCCUGAUUCUGUCCUCGCGCCUCAGGUUCAAGACUUCUGCAGGCUCAUUUUCUCCACCAGCAUUAUUGACGCAACAUUGUCAUCCAUGAAUUAUGAUGCUAGGAAACUUCCUCUCGGAAAAUUGUCCAAGGCGACUAUUUUGAGUGGAUUCAAUGCUCUGAAGACACUCUCUGAGGUCCUAGGUGACCCUAGUUGUGAUGUCGUAAAGCAAAAUGGCGGUAACCAGCGUACAGCGAUUGAACAGCUAACUAGCGCCUAUUACUCUAUUAUUCCUCACGACUUUGGCCGACAGAGGCCAAUGAUUAUUGACACCAAACAAAGACUUCAAAGAGAAUUAGAAAUCGUGGAUGCUCUCGGCGACAUGGAAAUCGUGUCUAAGCUCAUCGCCUCCUCUACCAAUGCUGACAUCGAUGGGGUGCCUAUUAAUCCUCUCGACGCGCAGUUCAACUCGCUCCGUCUUUCCAAGAUGGAACCUCUCGCCAGGGAUAGCCAGGAAUUCAUAACCCUCGAGGCAUAUGCCCGGGACACACACGGUGCCACCCACAGUCAUAUUCAUGUCAAGGUGCAGCAUAUCUACAGAAUUGAAAGACCCGGAGAGCAGGAACGCUGGGAGCAAGGAGGGUUCCACGAGGUGGAAGAUGGAGAACGCUUGCUGCUGUGGCAUGGGUCGAGGACGACAAACUUUGCAGGCAUACUUUCGCAGGGACUUCGCAUUGCCCCUCCAGAGGCACCGGUAAAUGGCUAUAUGUUCGGUAAAGGUGUUUACUUUGCAGAUAUGAUGUCGAAGUCUGCUGGAUAUUGCUAUCCAGGCUUGAGUAACAGCACCGGUAUUUUACUUCUUUGUGAAGUCGCAGCGAAACCGUUCUAUGAGCGAAAUGAUGCGGAGUACAAUGCAGAUCAGACCUGCAAACAGAAUAACAAAAGGGCUACGAAAGGUUUGGGUAGAACUCAGCCGACGAAAUGGAAGGACGCUGGCAAGUCUUUGGGUUACGAUGAACUCAUCGGCUGCCAUAUGCCUGACGGAGGAGGGUCCGACGUUGCUACGGGUGGCUAUCUCCAGUAUAACGAGUACAUCGUGUACGAUGUUGCUCAGAUACGUACGAAGUAUUUGUUGAUGGUGAAGAUGUGAAGGUUGGUUAUUAACUGCUUUGAACUGUUCAAUCGGACUGGUGCAAACUUGCUUAUGAUCACGUGUUCUUGGUCAAAUUGAUUCGUUAAAUGGAUGUUCCGCACCGGUGCGCCUGUUCUAGGGUUCCGAAUCAUGUAUGCGCAUAACUACCGGCCUCUCGAGAUGUCUGCUCGCAGCAAUUGACGUUCCUAAUUACAUGACGAUAAGGUAUAAAGCGGUAGUACACCACUAGUAAAAUUCUACAACCAUG